This is a messenger RNA of Coccidioides immitis RS, 1761 nucleotides long. RefSeq lists its product as uncharacterized. Gene Ontology annotation, biological process: regulation of transcription by RNA polymerase II. The transcript has a single exon. Bases 1 to 1761 code for a protein of 586 amino acids. NCBI's taxonomy places the organism in Eukaryota, Fungi, Ascomycota, Eurotiomycetes, Onygenales, Onygenaceae. The record is from RefSeq and is a predicted model, not a curated record.
AUGGACUUAAAAUCGUCCCUUUCCUCUCUCAAUCCCAGUACCGCAUCGUCAUCAGACUCCGAUCAAUCGAAACAAUCCCCGGCCAAUCGAUCCGCAUUUCCCCUGCCUGGUGGAUCUACCACAGCGGAAACGUCCAAUGUUCAGUCGCAGUCAUAUGUGCCUCUUCCAAGUGUUUCCUUAAGUCCUCUCAGCUCUAUUACACCUCUCUCGUCCUCGACAACUGAAUCUAUUCCGGGCCUGACAGCUCUGUCGCAACGAGUUGACGAGAGCACAGCAGGGGCCGGAGGGGACCAAGAAGUGCAGCCUACGGGUUCAAAAUUAGAACAGAAAGAUUUUGGCAGUUUUUCGGCCAGUGCAGAUGCUAGCCUAUUAUCCAUAAGUGGUGCUCGUCCAUCCAGCACUGAAUUAUCAUCAAUAACUUCCAACUCCUUUCCCACACCUUCUACCAUUGGGGGACUACCAAGGCCAGUGCAACCGACUAUAUCGACUGCAGCUAGUACCACGACAAUGCCUCGUGCAUCCGUGAAACCAGUUGCGGCACCAUUGAAAAAAAUUGCGCCCGCUCCCCCCAAGAUAGAAGGGGUAUCAGAUAGCACCCCAGUAUCUGUUCCGAAAUCCGAUAAACAACAGAAUCGCACCAAGAAACCAACACAGAAACGGAGUAGGAAACGUAAAGCCAGAACUUACGAUGACGAUGGGGAGGGUAUCAUCAAAGCCGGGGACUCGAGCUCAGAUGAAUCAGAUGAAUUCACCCCUAUCGCCACCCAGACGAAAUCGGGAAGACAGAUUCAUCGACCCUCCGUUUUUGCCUACCAGCAAGGUACUGCACAGAGCUCCGCACCUGGAGCUACAGGGGUUACCACUAAAGUGUCCGGGCGAGAAAGCCCUCCCCGGAAGAAGAAAAAGGUGCGCAAGGGGAAAGAGGCGAAUAUUACCUGCGAACACUGCCAAAGAGGCCAUAGCCCGUCCGGAAAUCCGAUCGUCUUCUGUGACGAUUGUAAUGGGGGUUGGCAUCGGUUCUGCCAUGACCCUCCAAUCGAGGUGGAAGUGGUCAACGUGAAGGAGUCACAAUGGUUUUGUAGAGCUUGCAGACCUGUCAAAGCUCCCUCACCUAUCACUCCGGUGGCCAGUGCUAUGCAGAGUAAGCCAGUCGCGACCGCAACCGUCUACGAUACCAAAUUUUUGGAGUCAGAGAACCUGGUUGGUGGUUCGAAGUUCACUCGGGGAGAAAAAUUGGGAUAUCUCGCUGGGCUCUCUCAUGCUGCUCUUGUCAACCUGCUCAUUCGAAUUUCCGAUGAAAGUCCUGAGUUACCGAUUUUUCCUGCCAAUGUAAAGGACUUACGCCCAUCUCUUUUCAUAGCACCGUCUAUCGCAAACCCAUCGGCCACAACAAUUAAAUCAUCCCUCCAGGACACCACAACACAAACAACCCCGUUAUCAUCCGUUGGUACUUCCAUCACCUCCCAGCUUUCCUCGGAACCUCCAAAUCAACCCCAAUCCUCCACACCCCCAACCUCUGAUCCUGACCAUCCUCAUGCGUCAACAGCACAUAACGAGGGCGACCACUCUGAAGACGAAUUUGUCUCCGAACACCGACUUUAUCCAAAACCAGGAAACGGGUUCCUUCUACCUCCCGACCCAGUCGACCUAGAUAUGCUACUUGAGGAUCCGGAUUGUCCAACAUUUAGUCAUGCACUACAUGGUCCGGCGAAGAUGAGGGCUGAAGGUGCCGAACAUGGGGCACCUAUGGGUGUUGUGUGA